UUUUUAACCCCCCAUCCCCUUCUACCCUUCUGGAUUCAAUUGGAUCGCUCCUUUUUGGAUCAAUAGAAAUCCAAGGGCACCAAACAGUUGGCAUCCUUUUCAAUUAUUAUUAGGUUUGCCUAAUUUUUUUUUAUCCGUUUUCCACUUGUUGUCUUCUUUUGUCUUUUUAGGUUGCUGUUGUUAGUGCCAUCUCAUCCUCAUGACGUUGGACCAUCAUGAAGUUCAUGGAUACAGUCCUCCACCUUACACGGACUAUGACGCCGACCAAGGCCAAGACCGAUUCCGCCAUAGUGUAUCGUCGACCAAUUCACCCAAACAAUCAUUUUCACCGCUUCAACGACCUUCCCCAAAGCAAUCCUCCACUAUCAAUUUGACUAUGCUUCCUCAUCAAGAUCCAUCCAAUCCUUUCGCCUUUACACCCCAUCAACUGACCGCUUUAGUGGAUCGAAAAGAUUUGGAUUUUUUGGCCCAAAUUGGUGGCGUAGAAGGUGUUGCCCAGGGUCUUCACUCCAGCCUCACCCAGGGUAUCUCGUCGCAAGAGGCCAAUCUACCCCCCAUCACACUCCAUGAUCUUGAAACGGCGGCGCUGGACGACGUGAAAGCAGAAUCAUACACUUUUAUCGAUGAAAAACAACCACCCGUCCCAGGAACGGACAGUGCAACAUCCCUGGAUAUAGAGCCCUUUUUACAGCGACGACGGGUGUUUGGAUCUAAUAUCCUUCCCACCAUGGAAGUGAAGAGUAUUUUUUAUUUGAUGUGGCUUUCAUUUCAGGAUAGGACACUGAUAUUGCUAACAGUGUCUGCUAUUAUUUCCUUGACGGUCGGUAUCUACGAAGAUGUCACGACCGUAGAGUACGAUGCGGCUGGGAACCGUAUUCCUGGCGUCAAAUGGGUCGAAGGCGUGGCCAUUAUUGUGGCGGUGCUUUUGGUCGUCGUUGUAGGCAGCGUCAACGAUAAUCAAAAAGAGAAACAAUUCCGUAGUCUAAAUGCCAAGAAGGAUGAUCGACAUGUCAGCGCCAUUCGGUCGGGCCAACAAUGCGUGAUUUCUGUGCACGACAUUCAAGUGGGCGAUAUUUUGAGCCUUACACCGGGGGAUAUCGUCGCCGCCGACGGUAUUUUUGUUCAGGGGUAUAACCUAAAAUGCGAUGAAUCCGCCGCAACCGGUGAAUCGGACGCCGUGAAAAAAAUUCGCUGGCAGGACUGUAUGACCUUGCAAUGGAUAUCAGAGCAUCGCCAUGACCUGGCUUCAAAUGAGGAUUCCUCUUCUUUGGUUGAAGCUUCCAACGACCCUGAAAAGCGCCUUCAUUCUGUAUCCGACGAUUUUCCCAAUGACAAUGAUUCAUACAGCGAAAGCCAUCGACCAGACCCCUUUUUGAUCUCGGGAAGUAAAGUACUCGAAGGCAUCUGCACCUACCUUGUUACUUCUGUAGGCGUGAAUUCCUUCAAUGGUCGAACGCUGAUGGCCUUGCGAACCAACGACGACACCACCCCGUUGCAAGAGAAACUGGAUGUUUUGGCAAGCAGUAUUGCCAAGCUCGGCCUAGGGGCCGCGGGAUUCCUUUUUGUAGCUUUGCUUGUCCGAUGUAUUAUAGGAUACAUGACGGCCAGUCUGUCCGUCUUGCCCGCCGAUAUCGUGUCACAGAUCAUGCGUAUUCUAAUCACCACUGUCACUGUUGUGGUGGUGGCCGUACCUGAAGGAUUGCCACUCGCCGUGACCCUAGCUUUGGCGUAUGCAACGCAACGAAUGCUCAGAGAUAAUAACCUAGUGCGUAUUCUCACCGCUUGCGAGACCAUGGGCAAUGCUACGACAAUUUGUUCGGAUAAGACGGGCACACUCACGCAGAACAAGAUGUCGGUGGUAGCAGGCACGUUUGGUUCCUCGUUCCGUUUUCUCCGCGAUCCACCUGCAGCUCGCACUGAUUUGGUCGAAUUGAGCCAGAUACGACACAAAAUUCCUCUGCCUGUGCGUAAUUUUGUCAAUCAAGCCAUUGCCAUCAAUUCGACGGCUUUUCGCAACAAGACCUCGGACGGCGAUGUGACGCUCGUGGGCAACAAGACGGAAAUCGCUAUGUUGAACUUUGCAAAGGAUGCGCUUGCAUCGGAACCCUUUGAACUGUUGCGCACGUUUUGGCAAGUGGAGCAGGUGUUCCCUUUCAGCUCCAAACGCAAAGCGAUGGGUACCGUGAUCCGUAUUCCCGUGUUGGAUCAGUAUACGAAACGAGAACGUAUCGUGUACCGUGUGCAUAUCAAAGGCGCGUCGGAGUUUUUAUUAUCGCGAUCGACACGCAUUUUGUCCAUCCACGGCGAAUCAUAUGACAAGUUUCACGGAGUCGAAGAAGGCAACAUCUACGAUAUUGAAACGCGUACAAUGACCGAAGCCAAUCGGGGCCGCAUGGCCAAGAUUAUUCAGAGUUACGCAACGCGAUGUUUACGCACAUUGGCGGUCUGUUACAAGGAUUUCGAUACGUGGUCUAGCCAUCACAAAUUGGAAGACGUGCUUGCUGCAGGAGGGCUCACAUUACUUGGGAUUGUUGGCAUUGAAGAUCCCUUACGACCGGGCGUCAAAGAAGCAGUGGCUGCAUGUCAAAGUGCAGGCGUCUGUGUACGUAUGGUGACGGGCGAUAAUAUGCUGACCGCCAAAAGCAUCGCACGUCAAUGCGGCAUUUACUCGUACGGUGCACUGGCGUUGGAUGGACCGACGUUUCGUCAACUUCCUGAUGCUGAACGACUCCGCAUUCUCCCUCACUUGCGCGUAUUGGCGCGAUCAAGUCCGGAAGAUAAACGCGAACUGGUCAAUGCAUUGCGAGCAACCGGUGAAAUUGUGGCGGUCACAGGCGACGGUACGAACGAUGGUCCAGCACUGAAAGCGGCGGAUGUGGGUUUUAGCAUGGGCGUGGCAGGCACCGAAGUGGCCAAGGAAGCGUCCAGUAUCAUUUUGAUGGACGAUAAUUUUUCUAGCAUCGUUCGGGCCAUUUCUUGGGGUCGCUGCGUGAAUGAUUCUGUGAAAAAAUUUUUGCAAUUCCAACUGACGGUGAAUAUUACGGCCGUCAUGUUAACGAUUGUUUCGGCAGUGGCCAGCGAUGAACAAAAGUCCAUUCUAACGGCAGUCCAGCUGUUGUGGGUGAAUCUCAUUAUGGAUACCUUUGCAGCCUUGGCUUUAGCAACCGAUCCACCGACUCCUGAUCUUCUCGAACGAAAACCGGAGCCACGCACGGUGCCUUUGAUUGAUUGCCGAAUGUGGAAAAUGAUCCUAGGACAAACAUUUUACCAAAUCGGUAUUAUUUUGACAUUGUUGUACACGAACGUGCUCCAUUUGGAACAUGACGAAGCCACGCUUCAAACUGUGGUGUUCACGGCCUUUGUGUUUUGUCAAAUUUUCAAUGAAGUCAAUUGCCGGCGCAUUGAUAAUCGGUUUAAUGUCGUAAAAGGCAUAAAAAAGAACCACUUUUUCAUUCUUAUUUUUGUCGUCAGCGUGUGCGGUCAAAUCCUUAUCGUUGAAUGCGGCGGCGCAGCGUUCCAAACCGUCCCGUUAAACAGCUCGCACUGGAUGUUGAGCAUCGCCAUUGGAUUGAUGUCUAUUCCUAUUGGUGCCAUCAUUCGCAUGAUACCAGACGAAGUAUUCGCGUCGCCCUUUUUUUCUUCCCGCAAAUAAAACGAAUAAAAAUGAAUGGACCCAAAAUUGUUAGAACCCGAUCAACCCUUCACUCUUGAUUAGUUAUUUUUGCAGCAGAUGGAAGAUUUGUACACAUUUUAGCAGAUCAAAAUCCGUCUUUCGAUUGGUUGACG
This is a messenger RNA of Radiomyces spectabilis, 3786 nucleotides long. Its product is annotated as PMCA-type calcium-translocating P-type ATPase. The transcript is spliced from 5 exons. NCBI's taxonomy places the organism in Eukaryota, Fungi, Mucoromycota, Mucoromycetes, Mucorales, Radiomycetaceae. Gene Ontology annotation, molecular function: P-type calcium transporter activity; ATP hydrolysis activity; ATP binding. Bases 200 to 3652 code for a protein of 1150 amino acids. The record is from RefSeq and is a predicted model, not a curated record. Gene Ontology annotation, cellular component: intracellular membrane-bounded organelle; membrane. Gene Ontology annotation, biological process: calcium ion transmembrane transport; intracellular calcium ion homeostasis.